AUGGAGCUCAGUCAACUUGCUCUUGUGCUCUUGCUGAUUUUAAACACUCACUCUGGACAGACUGAAGAAAGACCAAAACCCAAAGUGAGCAUUAAACCUGAUCAACAUGUAUUCAGAGGAGAGACAGUCACUCUCAGAUGUGACAUUGAUGCUGAAGGAGUCACUAUCUGGCAGUACAGCUGGUAUAAAGACGGUUUAGUCAGUGUUUUCAGUGAAGGACAGGAACACACAUUCAGGUCUGUUACUGAGUCUGAUGAGGGUAAAUACUCCUGUUAUGGAGCAGAGAGAGAAGGAUCACGAACAUCAAUCAUCAGUGAUGAAGUGACACUGACAGUAUCAGAUAAAGCCCAGACAGUUUUAAGUGUUUCUCCUCAGAAGUGGUUGUCUGAAGGAGAUCCAGGGACUCUGAUCUGUGAGGUUAAAGGCUCAUCUACAGGCUGGACAUUCAUCUGGUUCACUCAAACUUUUUCAUCAGACAACAAACCUCUUCUUAAGCCGCUCUCAGACAGCAGCAGAGGAGCUGGAGGAAACUACACUCUCAGUUCUGCUGCUCUAAAACACACAGGAGUUUAUGUGUGUAGAGCAGAGAGAGGAAAACCAGCAUAUAACACCACCUUCAGCAACACACAGUUAAUAUGGGUCACUGGUGUUUCUCCUCCAGUCUCUCUGAUCAUCAGUCCAAACAGAACUCAACACUUCACAUCGGUCUCUCUCUCUCUGAGCUGUGAGGACCAGAGUAACUCUGAUAGAUGGACAGUGAGAAGAUACACAGAGAGGAAAGGACUAGUGGAUUGUUCAUCAACAGUGUGGGGAUCACAAGCAGGAUCUUCAUGUACAAUCAGCUUCAGCAAAACAUCAGACACUGGAGUGUACUGGUGUCAGUCUGAAUCUGGAGAGAACUAUCAUCCUGUUAAUAUCACUGUACUCUCUGGUGUGAUUCUGGAGAGUCCUGUUCAUCCUCUGACUGAAGGAGAUUCUCUGACUCUAUGCUGUUUAUAUCAACAUUCAACCUCGCCAAACUUCAGAGCUGAUUUCUAUAAAGAUGGAUCACUCAUCCAGAGUCAAACUACAGAGAUGAUCAUCUCUAAUGUCUCAAAGUCACAUGAGGGUUUCUACUACUGCAAACACCCAGAGAAAGGAGAGUCACCCAAGAGCUGGAUCUCAGUCAGAGAAAGUUCAAAACCCAAAGUGAGCAUUAAACCUGAUCAACAUGUAUUCAGAAGAGAGACAGUCACUCUCAGAUGUGACAUUGAUGCUGAAGGAGUCACUAUCUGGAAGUACAGCUGGUAUAAAGACGGUUCAGUCAGUGUUUUCAGUGAAGGACAGGAACACACAUUCAGGUCUGUUACUGAGUCUGAUGAGGGUAAAUACUCCUGUUAUGGAGCAGAGAGAGAAGGAUCACGAACAUCAAUCAUCAGUGAUGAAGUGACACUGACAGUAUCAGAUAAAGCCCAGACAGUUUUACGUGUUUCUCCUGAGAAGUGGUUGACUGAAGGAGAUCCAGUGACUCUGAUCUGUGAGGUUAAAGGUUCAUCUACAGGCUGGACAUUCAUCUGGUUUACUCAAACUACUGCAUCAGGUAGUUAUCAUUAUCAUCUGCUCUCAGACAGCAGCAGAGGAGCUGAAGGAAUCUACACUGUCAGUUCUGCUGCUCUAAAACACACAGGAGUUUAUGUGUGUAGAGCAGAGAGAGGAAAACCAGCCUAUAACACAACCUUCAGCAACACACAACCACUAUGGGUCACUGGUGUUUCUCCUCCAGUCUCUCUGAUCAUCAGUCCAAACAGAACUCAACACUUCACAUCGGUCUCUCUCUCUCUGAGCUGUGAGGACCAGAGUAACUCUGAUAGAUGGACAGUGAGAAGAUACACAGAUAGUGGACAUCUAGAAGAUUGCUCAUCAUCAGUGUGGGGAUCACAAGCAGGAUCUUCAUGUACAAUCAGAUCCACUAUCGUAUCAGACACUGGAGUGUACUGGUGUCAGUCUGAAUCUGGAGAGAACUAUCAUCCUGUUAAUAUCACUUUACACUGUGAGUCUAAAAAAACAUCUAUGUUUAUUUACGCUUUAAUUAAUGUCACCAUAGUAUUAUUAUUUGUAAUCAGCAUGUUUCGUCUGUUAUUUAGCUGCUGUGAUUCUGGAGAGAACUGUUCAUUAUGUGAUGAUUACUGAAAUGCACUGACAUCUAAAUGUAUCUUCAGCAGUCUCAGUUUCUGACGAUUUCAAUCCCAUGAUAAUUGGAGUGACUGCAGGACUGUCUGUCACAUGUUUGAUCAUUGUCUUCAUGAUCCUGCUGUGCUGCUACAGAAAAAGCAAAGGUGUAAGAUCUCAGUCUCCCUCUAGUGUCAGUCAACAGCAGAACAUCAGUCAGACAUCAGAGCAGGACCAGAGUGAAGACGGAAACAACACACUGCUGUCUGGAACAGCCCAUAUUUAUGAAUCCGUUUAUGCGACAACUAAUAACAAUGUCAUAAUUACAGACAAUGUAAGUGGAUCUACCGAACAUAUCUAUACAGAGAUCGAACCUACAAGUCUUUUAGGGAAACCCAAUAAAGGCUGUCACACUGUUUACUCUAAACUGACUCUGGUGACCCAUCAAGCCGCUGAAUCUAAUGACUGCAGACCCGGGAUGCUGAUGAGUCUAGGUUGAGAAGAGCUGGAGAGUGAGCGGGAUCAGCAGUGCUUUAUCAUCUUUGUGAUACACUUGACUUAUCAGUAGAUGUCACAUCGAUGAGCUUCAGUGAUGCCAUCUUUAAAGCAAUGCUCCGAUUCCAUUUACUGUGACACUCAAAUAUUACAUUCAUUUCUGAGGUGAAUGAAAUAGAACUAUUGUUGUUAUUAUAAUGUAAUUAUAAUUGCGUAGGCUGUAUUAUAUCCUUACAUUCCAUACAAAUAAUUGCUUGGUUGCUAGGGUGCAGAGCAUGAGGACCUGUCCCUGUUCUUUUCUUUCUUUCUUUCUCUGCUUUUCGCUAUCAAUUAAGAGUAUCAACGUGUCAAGAACU
Messenger RNA from Puntigrus tetrazona (Sumatra barb), 2999 nucleotides. Its product is annotated as Fc receptor-like protein 5. Gene Ontology annotation, biological process: cell surface receptor signaling pathway. NCBI's taxonomy places the organism in Eukaryota, Metazoa, Chordata, Actinopteri, Cypriniformes, Cyprinidae. The transcript has 15 exons. Gene Ontology annotation, molecular function: transmembrane signaling receptor activity. The coding region runs from base 1 to 2169 and encodes 722 amino acids. The record is from RefSeq and is a predicted model, not a curated record.